Ceratitis capitata (Mediterranean fruit fly) is the source of this 1661-nucleotide messenger RNA. RefSeq names its product DNA-directed RNA polymerase III subunit RPC4 (gene RpIIIC53). Gene Ontology annotation, biological process: transcription by RNA polymerase III. Bases 259 to 1464 code for a protein of 401 amino acids. The record is from RefSeq and is a predicted model, not a curated record. Gene Ontology annotation, molecular function: DNA binding. Lineage: Eukaryota; Metazoa; Arthropoda; Insecta; Diptera; Tephritidae. The transcript has 7 exons. Gene Ontology annotation, cellular component: RNA polymerase III complex.
AUGAGGCAAGCCGAACAGCAAAAACAACUAUACAAACAGUACAUAUCUGGAACUAUUUAUUUGCCACAUGUCUGCGGAGAAUGAGAAUGUGCAUCAUAGUCUUUUAUAAACAAACAUUUAAUAAACAAUCGUUAGCGAAACAAAUUCAGUUGAUGCGAAAACAAGAGUUCUCUCUUGAUUGCAAGUCAUAGACAAAGAGACGUCGGCAACGACAAAACUGUGAUCAUUAUUAGUGGUGCGAGUGGUGAAGUAAUCAUCAUGAACGGCAGCUCUGCGGCAACUACUCCAGUGCUACACAAAUUGUCUUCCCUAAAGCCGGCACGCGAUUUAACAUUAGGUGGACGUGGUGGUAGCGCCGGCGCUAAUGCAGCGAAAAAGGUUUUCACGCCCAACCUCAAUGUGGUGCGCAACAAGAACACCAAUGUAAAAACAUCCAAAGACACUACAGCGCGUGGUGGUCGCGGCGGGGGGCGCGGUGCGCGAGGUGGACGUGGUGCCGGCACAGGGGCACGUGGUGGACGUGGUGGUGUUGCUGGAGGCACUAAUUCAGCACUAAUACAAACCACUGGUGUAUUCUCAGAAGGUGCCGGUGCUAUAAAUAUACGAAAAACUAGUUCAAGUGGCGGCGGUUUCGGUGGUCGUUCUGCCGAUGAUGCACCUUCACAAAUGCGUCGGCCAACAAUUAUAAAACAGGAAAAUUUAAAAAAAUUCGAUUUGAAAGCUGAUGAAGAGCAUGUACGUGAAUUACUUGGUGAUACAGAUGAAGAUGAUUUCGGAGAUGAAAAGACUGAUUUGGAGCAGAUACCGGUCAAAUUGAAUGAGGUUAAGUGGAAACCCUCUAAAGUUGAAGUUAAGCUUGAGAAAGUAGAUGUUGACAUGAAUGGUGAAGCUGCUGAAAAUGUUGAAGAUCCUGAAUCCGCUGUCUUAAUUGCACAAAGAAUGCAAUCGCUGGCUGUCAAAGAGCAGCAGCAGCGCACAAAUAGUGCCUUGUCGCGAUAUCCAGUUUCCGUUGAUCAACUGCUAGACCUGCCACAAUCACAGCUAUUACUAUUACAGCUGCCAGACGCUUUACCAUGUGAAGACGAUGUGGAAGAAGUUGCUGGGAAAACACUACAUGAAAAGAACUCAGUUGCGGAUACACCGUCCACUUCACAAAAUUCACCUGCUACUAAACCACCAACGAAAAGUUUAUCGCUCAAAGAAAUGGAAGAGGGUAAAAUUGGUAAAUUGCUACGAUAUAAAUCGGGAAAAGUAAAACUAGUAUUCGGUAAUACAUAUUUCGAUUUGAAUAUGGGCAUGGAAACGGGUUUCCUGCAAGAACUCAUGUCGAUCAAUACAAAUCGAGAAGAGCGUAGCGGUAACAUGAUUAAUCUGGGACCCAUACAAGCCAAACUCACGGCCACACCCGACUGGGAACAUUUAAUGGAACAGGAGGAUCGACGGCAGCGUUCAAAACCUGCAUAGCAUUGCAAACGUUUUAGUUGCUUUUGCUUAAAAUUAGUUAUAUAUUUUUUGUUUAGCAACUACUUAUAAGUUAUACUAGAACGUAUUAAAUGCUCACCGGAAUAAGCAUAAUUUGUGAAAUUAGCUUAGCAAAGGCGUUAGAAAUGUAUACAAAAUGUAUCCUAUUUUUGUAAUAUACUGUAUAAAUUAAAAAAAAA